AUGCCAGACGACCUGGACAACCUCAAACGGAAACGAGCGGGGACCCGAGCAGCGGUCACCCGCACCACCGCCCAUCUUCGCGGGCUGUUGGCCUCAGCAACCCUCUCAGCAGAAGAUGUUGAAGUGGACCUGGAAUACCUCAUCGCUGGCAGAGCUACACUUCAGGAAUACGACCAGCAAGUCCUGGCAGCAACAAGCGGCGACGGGUACGAUGAGGAGUUGAACUCAGUUCUGGAGCGCGAGCAGGAGCUCGAUGCCGCCAUUACCAGAGCCCGGCGAGCGCUUAGGCUCGCCUCGCAAGCGGCUGGUACAGCAGGAACGACCGGCGGUUCCUAUGUAGCCCCAACUUCCCGAAGUAUUUCAUUGCCUAAACUGCAAAUCCCGAAGUUCGGAGGCAAGCUGCAAGAUUGGGCUCGGUUUUGGGAGCACUUCGAGGCUACGAUCCACAGCUGCAGUUCCCUCGCUGCCAUCGAGAAAUUCAAAUAUCUUCUGUCGUAUGUCACGGACGAUGCCAAGCGAGCAAUUGAUGGAAUUGGUCUCACCGGAAACAACUAUGAGAGUGCCAUCGCUGUCCUCAAGCGACGAUUUGGUCGCCCGGAUCUUUUAGCAACGGAGCAUAUUGAUAAAUUGCUAUCACCCCGCCCAGUACACAGUGCCACAGAGGUGGGUUCCCUGCGGAACUUGUACGACGACGUAUCCCGGCACAUGCGAGCCCUGGAAGCCCUGUCGAUCCCUCGAAGCAGCUACGGCGUCAUCCUAUACAGGGUUGUCACCCGGUGUUUACCCGCCGAGCUGUUUGUUCAGUUUCGGUAG
Molecule: messenger RNA, 813 nt
Organism: Ornithodoros turicata
Lineage: Eukaryota; Metazoa; Arthropoda; Arachnida; Ixodida; Argasidae
Exons: 1
Coding region: 1-813 (270 amino acids)
Source: RefSeq, a predicted model, not a curated record